AUGUUUAAGUGUGAAGAAAGUUCUUAUAUUCUGAGAGUAAUAGUCAUUCUGAUAAUGGUAACCUGUACAGAUGACGUCGACUUAAAGGGGUUAAGCUAUCCAUCCGACGUCGAAGUAGAUGAGUGUCAAAUGCAGCAGCAUACUGUCGAUGAAUGCAUCGACGGGGACAAGUACGUGAACUGUAACUGCUGCAAUCUUCGAGCACUAUUUACUCAUUACUGA
Cotesia congregata is the source of this 222-nucleotide messenger RNA. The record is from the annotation of a GenBank genome assembly. Lineage: Eukaryota; Metazoa; Arthropoda; Insecta; Hymenoptera; Braconidae.